AUGGCGGCGGCGGCGACGGCGGAGGAGGCGACGGCGGCGGAGACGGUGGCGGCGGCGAGGGCGGCGGAGGCGACGGUGGAGGUGGAGAGGGCGGCGGCGGUGACGGUGGCGGCGGCAAAGGCGGAGGUGGACUCGGUGGCGGCGGAGAAGGUGGCGGCGGCGAGGGCGGCGGCGGCGAAGGUGGCGGUGGCGAGGGCGGUGGUGGCGAGGGAGGCGGCGGUGACGGCGGUGGCGGACUCGGUGGCGGCGGCGAGGGCGGUGGUGGGCUGGGUGGUGGCGGGCUGGGUGGCGGCGGACUUGGCGGCGGCGGCGAAGGGGGAGGCGGAGAGGGCGGAGGCGGCGAAGGAGGUGGCGGUAACGGCGGCGGCGGUGAUGGUGGGGGUGGCGACGGUGGGGGUGGCGAUGGUGGUGGGCGACCUCGCCUCCGUCAAGGGCGACCACGGCCUGCGCCCUCGUGCCCGCGCCGCCUCCGGCCUGCGCCCCAGCGCCCGCGCCUUCUCUCUCUCCGGCCUGCGCCCUCGCGCCCGCGCCGGCUCCGGCCUGCGCCCCUGCGCCCGCGCCUUCUCUCUCUCCGGCUCUGCGCCGCGCCUCGCCUCCGUCAAUCGCGACCUCAAGCCGUCCUCCUUCUUCUCGCUGCGCGACUCGAUCAUGAACAUCUCGCGCGAGUAG
Messenger RNA from Emiliania huxleyi CCMP1516, 669 nucleotides. RefSeq lists its product as hypothetical. The transcript has 3 exons. Lineage: Eukaryota; Haptophyta; Isochrysidales; Noelaerhabdaceae. The record is from RefSeq and is a predicted model, not a curated record. The coding region runs from base 1 to 669 and encodes 222 amino acids.